AUGUUCAAAGAUGUGCGACAUGUUUUGAAAGAAAUAACCGAAUACACUUUAGAGACGGGCCACAUCCUGGAAUUCUUCGGUAUUGAUGCACGGGAAUACAAAGUCAUAGAGGAAGCACUAGGAGAGACGGGCCGGGCAUUUAAGCCCAGACUGUCUUAUGAUUACGAAAAGCAAUCUCUCCUUGUUAAUAUGCCUAGCGCCAUCCAUGAAGCACCGUUCGAUUGCUUGAAGCUCACCCUUGGACAAACCAUCACAUCACUUCCCUAUGAUCAUGAUACGAUCUAUCCAAUGAUCCACAUGAAUUCGUCACUGAAGGUUAAACGCAAAACGGUGACUCCAGACAUCUGUCUCACCAUCACACCAUCAGAGGGCCCCACCAAAAUCAAGUUGAUUCCCUUUUUUGGGGAGUGCAUGUGUUCCGAGGACAAGAAACAUGCAAUCAACAAACUCGCCAAGACCAUCCGCGCUCAUCCAGAUAUCAAGAUGGCGGUCCUGGGAUUAGUUCGCGAAGCGCAGCCCUACCAUCGUCCUAAGCGUGAUUCCCAUGCGUGGAAUUUCUUCAGUACAGACCCAGAACCACUUCCACUCGAGGAGUUCAUCACAGAACACUUCCCAUCAUGUUCAUCCAUAACGAUCACCGGGCAUAACUGGUGUCACGUUAGUUCUGUAGAAUUUUUGGUAUGGGUUCAGGGAGACGAUGAAGCUGCUAUCGAUCUUAACAAAGAAGACGCUGAACACAUGGCAUACGGUACACUAUUGCCUGACCUUAACAUGGAUGCCGUCAAGCUCGAUCCUAGCAUCGACUGUACUGAACUCGAGAAAGCUCCCAUCACGUUUUUACCUAUCUGGAAAGACUACCUCAUAGCGUGCAGAAACGGUGCAGAUGUGACCGCCUGGACGAGGGUACAUGGUCUGGUCGACUCGUUCUUCUUUUGGAACUCAGGCUCUGAAGCCAUUGAAGCAUCCCUCAAGAUGGCACGACAAAUUACUGGUCAGCAGAACAUUAUCGGCAUGCAGGGUGGCUAUCAUGGUCGAACGUUUGGUGCCAUGGCUCUUACGAAGAACAAGACGAUCUAUCAUGAAGGAUCCUUUCCGUUGAUGCCUGGGGUAUUCGCCAUACCAUUCCCGUACUGGCACCAACUGGGAUUACCAAUCAAUACAAGUGAAGAAGAGCUCGUCCGACUCUCAUUGUAUCAACUAGAUCUAGUUCUCAAACAACAAACAGCUCCCAGGGACACAGCUGCCAUAAUCAUCAAGCUUGUACUUAGAGAGGUACAGAGUGUAUUCGGUAGGACUUGCAAAUACUUCAAUGUUGAAUAUAGUGGUGUCCAACCCGAUAUCCUGACAAUCGCAAAGAACAAGCCUUUCGACAAAGAAGGAUGGCCCAUACUCACUACUACUUCACUGGAUAAAUUACCCAUGGCACUCUUGGACGACUCGGAUGCGUCCAAUCUUAAUACUCGAAAGCGAUCCCAUAUCGUCAUGGUAUCAGAAAUGAAACAUCUCAGUGAAACCUUUGGACUCAAGGCUCAGCACAAGAAGGCCUAG
Messenger RNA from Suillus subalutaceus, 1548 nucleotides. RefSeq lists its product as uncharacterized. Gene Ontology annotation, molecular function: pyridoxal phosphate binding; identical protein binding; transaminase activity. The transcript is spliced from 10 exons. Bases 1 to 1548 code for a protein of 515 amino acids. Lineage: Eukaryota; Fungi; Basidiomycota; Agaricomycetes; Boletales; Suillaceae. The record is from RefSeq and is a predicted model, not a curated record.